Molecule: messenger RNA, 1888 nt
Organism: Desarmillaria tabescens
Lineage: Eukaryota; Fungi; Basidiomycota; Agaricomycetes; Agaricales; Physalacriaceae
Product: aspartic peptidase domain-containing protein
Exons: 6
Coding region: 397-1473 (358 amino acids)
Biological process (GO): proteolysis
Cellular component (GO): fungal-type vacuole
Molecular function (GO): aspartic-type endopeptidase activity
Source: RefSeq, a predicted model, not a curated record
CCGGCAUUUUCCCCGUAACUAAAUAUUUUCCUCGGGACCUUGAAGUCGACUACGCGACGGCUACGUCACAUACUCCUGCAUUUUAUGUGGCAAAGAUUGACCGUCGAGCUAUAUGUUGGACAAUGGACAUGCAUAAUCACGCCAUUCAGUGUUCUCAUAAAUAAUCAUGACUCAUGGCGCACCGGCGGUGAUCGCUGUUCUCCUCAUCCAUCUGAAAAUUGAGCGUCGAACAUGCCCAGCUCAUCUAUGCCUUCCCCAUGGAUCUCGGUCAUGUCUCUGACACGCUUUUAGUGCCGGAAAUUUUUCGGAAAGUCGGUCGGGCUAACGAAGCAGCCGCGAGGUCGCGAGAAGAGCGCGGUAUAAAAUGACCAUUCACACCCAAGCUUUUUCUCCAAAAUGUUUCCCAUUUACACGCUGUGGUUGCUACUAACCUUGGGCGGUGCGUUUUGUCAAGAAAGGCCCACCACUUUCACGGUGCCCAUUAGCAGAACUGAGCAAGGCUAUCGAACAAUACCCAUAUCGCUGGGUACACCUCCACGAGAGUUCAAUCUCUGGCUUGACACAGGCUCAGACCCUACAUGGGUCCUGAGCCAGUCAUGUAUAGACUCGUGCCCAAUUUCAGACGCCAACCGUACGGCCUAUAUCCCAUCUGAAUCUUCAACCUAUAAUGCCACGGGAGAAACUCUCGAUGUCAACUAUCUCGGUGGCGCCGUUUCCGGUACGGUCUUCACCGAUGCAUUGUCCCUUGCCAACACCUCAACCGGAGUCUCCACACGAACCCUCCUCGCCAACUACUCCAAUUGGGUAUGGCUCGAUGCGGACGGAAUGCUUGGCUUGGCUUUCCCUCGCGCCGAGGAUACCGUCCACGCCUCUCUCCUUGAGAGUCUUUUCAAUCCAGAGAUCCUCGAGGCACAUGAAUUCGCCAUUUAUGUUGGACAAGACUUGUCCCCAAACAAUGGCGUCGUCCAAUUCGGCGGCCACUCCACGGAGUACAACAGCACGGACGUGACCUAUUUUAAUGUCCAACGCUACAGCGACUACAACAACGAGCUCAUUUAUUGGUCCACCUAUAUCAACCGUGUCGACUUUAGUUUGAAUACGAACGGGAGUACACAGGCUAAUACCGUAUAUGUGCAGAGUUAUGCAGUCUGGGACACUGGCGCGUCCAGGAUAACCGUGCCGGAGGCUUACAUUGAAGAUAUCUACGCAAGCAUUGGAAUGAACUACACUUUCAUACAGCAGGGUGGUCGACCAUUAUGCGAGGAUCUUCGUAAAUUGGACUUCAACAUGACCAUGACCCUUCCGGAGGGUACGAUCACUAUCCGUCCUGCAGACCUGAUUGUGCCGGGGUACACGGAGGAGCAGUAUUGCUGGCCCAUGUUCGAGCCGACCUCUGGAAAUGGAUGGCUCAUCGGUGUGGGUCUUAUUCGCAAUUUUUACACGGUGGGAUCUGGGUGGUUGGGAGAUAUCUGACAACUUGCAGCCACGGCUUGGCUUUGCUGAGUUGAAGGCUGAGUAUCACCCUUGAGCGUAAUCAGGCACGAGUUUUGGUUACAGAAUGCUCUAAAUCUAAUUGACACCUGAAGCAUGGUUACCAUGCCACUCAUCUAUAAACUUGCCAUGAGUUCUGCCCCUUCUUGUAAAUUUGACUUAGGUUUCGUAGGACUGUCUAGAAGAACUGCUAAGAAACUCUGUCAUGUGCGUCACUGUCCCCGCUGGCCUUUCUUUUCCAACUGUAUGGAACUAGAAUACGUUAGGUUGCCCAGUGCUUCACUUAUCCAAAUGAAGACUUGUAUGAGCAACGGCGACAUGCUUGAUACAGUACAAGAUGCGAUAAUGCAUACGGUCGGGAGCUGCCUCAGCUUAUGCACUAUCACAUCAUAUGCAC